Messenger RNA from Eruca vesicaria subsp. sativa (arugula), 1650 nucleotides. Lineage: Eukaryota; Viridiplantae; Streptophyta; Magnoliopsida; Brassicales; Brassicaceae. The record is from the annotation of a GenBank genome assembly.
AUGGCGUCUUAUGGAGAUAAACUGAAGGCAACCACCAUUAAUGGAGUUAAAUUAUACCAUGUUUCAUCUGCCCCCAAUGUUGCCUCUUGGCUAAACCCUAAGAAGCAACGAGCUCUUCGCAAAAACCCUCAUUAUAUGCAAAGAGUGGAGCUUAUUGAGGAUUUGAAGUUUCAGACUGCAAGUACUAGAAUCAAAGUUACUCCUGAUGGAGAGUAUCUUGUUGCUUCAGGAAAAAUGUCUUCUCGGGUGUUAAAUGGAACAGGUAUACAUCCACCCAUGGUCAAAGUUUAUGAGCUAAGUCAGCUUGCUUUGAAGUUUGAGAGACAUUUGGACUCUGAGAUAGUUGAUUUCGAGAUAUUGGAUAAUGACUACUCAAAGCUUGCCUUCUUAUGUGCUGAUCGUUCUAUUAAUCUGCACGCCAAAUACGGGAAACACCACAGUUUACGAAUCCCAAGGUACUUUAGCUUUUGUUGGUAUGUGAGAUAUAUAUGUGGACUUGGUCUAAAAGCUCACAUUUUAUUUGGUAGGAUGGGGAGAGACAUGACAUAUGAUAACUGCUCUUGUGAUCUGCUUUGUGCUGCUUCUUCACCAGAUCUUUACAGAAUCAAUAUGGAGCAGGGAAGAUUUCUUUCUCCUCUCAGCACUCAAUCCCCAGCGCUGAAUGUUGUUUCUCGAAGCAAUAUACAUGGAUUAAUAGCUUGUGGUGGUGAGGAUGGUGCUGUUGAAUGCUUCGAUAUGAGGAUGAAGUCAUGUGCUGCUAGAAUCAAUGCGGUUGCACAUGGUGGUGAUGCUGCUGCAGAAGAGAUGGAGGAAACAGGAGAAACAACUAUUUACGAUAAUUACAAGUUUGUGACAAAGGAAGAUCUGGAGAAGUUGCAGCUGACUCAUUUGAUUGGCACAGAACUUUUGAAAGCUCAAAUGCAUGGAUAUUUUAUGAAACACGAUCUGUACAAGAAAGCUUUGCCAGUGGUUAAACCUUCUGCGCAAAAGAAACUAGAAGCAGAACUUAGCCAGAGAAUCACAAAGAAGAUAAGUUUGCCAAAGGUAAACCGUGAUCUCGCAGCCACCAUCCACAACAAGGAGGAUGCGGAAGAGGAUGAGGAAGCUGCAAAAAAAGUGCCGAAGAAGAAGAAACCUGGACUUAGUGUCGAGGAUUUCUCAGGUGGUCGGUUUAACAACAUGUUUCAUAAUCCGGACUUCCAAAUCGAUCCAGAAUCAUAUGAAUAUCGUGUCCUACACCCUGUUGCUUCUUCUAUUAAGAAACCUUCUUUGUUAGAUGAACACUUUGAUGCUGUAACAGAUGAUGAUGAGAACAACGGUUCUGAUGUAUCACAAGGUUCAGACGACGAAGCAGAGGAUGGGAGACCAAACAAGAGAUCGAAAACUCCAAAGUUGUUUGAAGUGAAAGACGAGCGGCAUGCUGAAGCUUUCCACAACCGUAGAUCACUAGCUAAAGAAGACAGUCUUACAAUGGGCGAGCGUGUUAAGGCUAUGGAAAACCAGCGUGGCAACUUUGGAGCCUCUAAAGAUGUUAAGUUCGGUCCUGGAGGAUCCCGGGAGAUGUCUUUCAAUGCUAGAAGCUCAUCCACAUACAAAGAAGAUAGAGAUGAUGAGGAUGGAGACGGGCAGAGAAACAAGAGGAGAGGAUAA